This is a messenger RNA of Salvelinus sp. IW2-2015, 2471 nucleotides long. The record is from RefSeq and is a predicted model, not a curated record. Lineage: Eukaryota; Metazoa; Chordata; Actinopteri; Salmoniformes; Salmonidae.
CUCAGACAGACACACACUCAGACAGACACACUCGAGUUGAAUGUGAUCUAUUCCUGUGCAGGGCAAUACCAGUUACUCUAACACUGCAGGACCCUCACUACCCUGAUGUAGACCUGGGAACACUGGAGCUGACCGUCACCUUAAGGCCUAAAGACGGCUCCAUAGAUGAGCCGCACAGAGAUGCCACUACCAUGCUGCUCAAACGGGCCUGGAGGCGAUCCAGUAAGCAGCAGUCAGUGCGUCUGGCAGAGCUGCACCGUAAGCACCAGCUGUGGAGAGGCAUCGUCAGCAUCUCUCUGAUCGAAGGUCGCGACCUUUGCCCCAUGGACCCUAAUGGCCUCAGUGACCCCUAUGCGAAGUUCAGACUGGGAAACCAGAAGUACAGGAGCAAGACCAUGCCUAAGACGCUGUGUCCCCAGUGGAGAGAGCAGUUUGAUCUGCACAUGUAUGAAGAGACAGGAGGAGUGCUGGAAAUUGCAGUCUGGGACAAAGAUACAGGACGGCCGGGAUGGACUCAAAUCAGGACGGAACACCCAUCGGUUGAGCUGGACGUUGGAGGAGUCCCGGGGCUCUGUGGUGCUGCUGGUCCAUCUGACAGCAUCCUCACACGUCUCAUCGCCGACCUGUCGCCACCCGCUCGACGACCCAUUGAACGCAGGGAGAUCAUGGGCCGAUAUCUCCAACCCAAUACAGACAUUUGUCAUAAUGUGAAGGACAUCCACUCUGUGUUGGAGGUGACAGUGUUUGAUGAAGACCGAGACAGGAGCGCUGACUUCUUGGGGAAAGUGGCCAUCCCACUGUUACAUAUCCAGAAUGGAGAACAGAAGGGUUAUGUAUUGAAGAAUAAGGAGAUGACUGGACCAACUAAAGGACUCAUCUACCUAGAGUCUGACGUCGUCUAUAGCACUGUGAAGGCAGGCUUGAGGACGAUAGUUCCACCAGAGCAGAAGUACAUUGAGGAAGAACCCAAAGUGUCUAAACAUUUGCUCCAGCAGAACUUUAACCGAGUGAAGAGGUGCAUCAUGUUCGUGAUAAACAUUGGAACCUUCAUUAACAGCUGCUUUGAGUGGGAGUCACCUCAGAGGAGCAUCAGUGCCUUCCUGUUCUUUGUGGUAGUAGUGUGGAACUUUGAGCUCUAUAUGGUGCCUGGGGCUCUGCUGCUGCUGUUGACAUGGAACUACUUCAUCACUGCAGGCAGGGAGUCAGGAGACACGGCAGGGGAAGCCACGUUUGAGUGGGAGGAGGAGGAAGAGGAGAAAGAUGACAAGGAUUCAGAGCGUAAGGGCUUCAUGGAUAAGCUGUAUGCCCUCCAGGACGUGUGUGUCAGUGUACAGAGUGCCUUGGAUGACGUGGCCUCCUAUGGAGAGAGGAUAAAGAAUACAUUUAACUGGACAGUGCCUUUCCUGAGUUGGCUGGCCAUAUCUGUUCUGUGUGUGGCUACAGUCCUCCUCUACCUCGUCCCUCUGCGAUACCUCGUGCUCGCCUGGGGUGUGAAUAAGUUUACUAAGAAGCUCAGGAAUCCGUACCUGAUCGAAAACAAUGAGGUGCUAGACUUCCUCUCUAGAGUCCCCUCAGACGUACAAGUGAUGCAGUAUCGGGAGCUGAAGUUCGAUCCAGGACAGAGCCCCAGCAAACGAAAGAAGACCAACCUUGGCUAGACACACACACACACACAAUGGACUCUGUCUCGGAGGGAUAUUCAACUCUCCCAUACUUUGUAAAUAGGGUACGCAACUGUAAACAUUGUAAAACAAAUAGUAUAGAAUUUUUUUAUAUUACGAAUAUUUCAUCAUUAUGAUUAAGACUAGUGCUAGUUUUAUUUUGUAUGUUUUAGUUAUUGUGGAAGUCACAGCCCAAAGAGAACACAGUGUAUGUUUUUUUUACUCCUUUUCUUUGUUUGGUCACAAUAUCAUUUUAUAAAACGGGUUCAAACAUUUCAGAUUUUUUUUUAUUGAAAGAUUCCCUUCUGGAGACGUGUGUGCUUUUCCCCGACUAGAUACCUAGAUACCUGCAUACCUGUACAAGAUCAGCACAGGGACACACUAGCCUCCAGGACUARGUUGCCAGUUAUAAAAACUUUGUUUUUAAUAAAGAUUUAUAAAGAGAUAUAUACAAAUAUAUGUACUGUAUGUGUAUAACAAAGACUAUGUAUUUAUAUCAGAGAGCAUAUACGACGUAUGUACUGUGUAUGUUUGUCAAAUCAAAAAAAUAUUGAUCACAUACACAUAUUUAGCAGAUGUUUUUGCGAGUGUAUCGAAAUGCUUGUAUAACACAAAGAAAUAMUGCAAAGUUGCUUAGGAGUUAUAAGCAGAGCUGCCAUGUCUAUUGGCGCCAUCUUGGCCCUAGUCUGAAUUUCUGCAGGUUUCUUUUAACGUACAGAGAACAGUGAGUCUUCUUGCAAAACUCUUCUGUUUCUUUGGUCCAGACACAUUUUUUAUAUGAGCAUCUGCCAUUGAAUACCUCGAAGAACA